AACGUGACUGGGGGGAACCCCACUCUGGAACCUCAGUUUCCAUAUCUCUAGAACGGGCUGAUAACUCGCGGAAGUGCUGGGGAUUGUUGAUUGAGCAAGGAAACCGCGGGGCGCAGACCCGGGGCUUGCAACCUAGGCUGGCGUCCAGAGGCCCCGUCCUGGGAGCGGGCGGAGAGGCGCGAACCCGGCACCCGCCGCCGCACUCUCGUCCCUCCCGCCUGGGAUCCCGCGCCCUGCCGAGGUCGGGCCCCAGCUCCGAGAGGCGUGGCCGGCCCUCAAGCCCACAGCGGCAGCCAUGGCCUCGGUGGUGGAGUACAAGGGCCCGAAGGCCGGCUACUGCUGCGGCUACUGCGAGUCCCCGGAGGGCAAGGCGUCGUGUGGCAUGUGGGCACAUUCCAUGACAGUGCAGGAUUAUCAGGAUCUUAUAGACCGAGGAUGGAGAAGAAGUGGGACGUAUGUGUACAAGCCUGUCAUGAAUCAAACAUGCUGUCCUCAGUAUACAAUAAGGUGUCAUCCUUUACAGUUUCAGCCAUCAAAAUCUCACAAGAAAGUUUUGAAAAAAAUGCUGAAAUUUCUGGCUAAAGGGGAGAUUUCGAAAGACAAUUGUGAGGAUGAGCCCAUGGAUUCUACAAUGGAGGAUGCUGUUGCUGGUGACUUUGCAUUAAUAAACAAGUUGGAUAUAAAGUGUGAUCUUAAAACACUCAGCAGUGAUCUCAAAGGAAGCAUAGAGAGUGAAGAGAAGAAGAAAGAAAAAAGUUUAAAGAAAGAAGGAUCUAAAGAAUUAAUUCAUCCACAAGCUAUAGAGGAGAAGUUGGGCUCUGGUGAACCAUCGCAUUCAAUCAAAGUUCAUAUUGGUCCUAAGCCAGGUAAAGGGGCUGAUUUGAGUAAGCCUCCAUGUCGAAAAGCAAAGGAAAUGCGGAAAGAAAGGAAAAGGUUAAAACUCAUGCAGCAAAAUGCAGCUGGAGCCUUUGAGGGUUUCCAGGCUCAAGGUCAGCCAGCGUCUUUGCUACCGAAGGCUAAAUCCAAUCAGCCCAAGUCACUUGAAGAUUUAAUUUUUGAAUCUUUACCAGAGAAUGCAUCACACAAGUUAGAGGUGAGGGUGGUGAGAUCUUCUCCACCAAGUCCUCAGUUCAAAGCCACAUUUCAGGAGUCUUACCAGGUCUAUAAGCGUUACCAGAUGGUUAUUCACAAGGAUCCACCUGAUAAACCAACUGUGAGCCAGGUGAGGCUAGUACCUGCCUCCUUUGAGGACCCAGAGUUCAAGUCAUCCUUCCACCAGUCCUUUUCUCUAUAUGCCAAGUAUCAAGUGGCCAUCCACCAGGAUGCACCUGUUGAAUGUGGAAAGACUGAGUUCACAAGAUUCCUUUGCAGCUCACCAUUGGAGGCAGAGCACCCUGCUAAUGGACCGGAGUGCGGUUAUGGCUCCUUUCACCAGCAGUACUGGCUCGAUGGGAAGAUCAUUGCUGUGGGUGUGAUAGACAUCCUCCCAUACUGUGUGUCUUCAGUGUAUCUGUACUAUGAUCCUGAUUAUUCAUUUCUGUCUUUGGGUGUCUAUUCAGCAUUAAGAGAAAUUGCUUUUACUAGACAACUGCAUGAGAAAACAUCGCAGCUCAGCUAUUACUAUAUGGGUUUCUACAUUCAUUCCUGUCCCAAGAUGAGAUACAAGGGUCAAUAUAGACCUUCUGAUUUGCUGUGUCCUGAGACGUAUGUCUGGGUGCCCAUCGAGCAGUGCCUCCCUUCUCUUGACAACUCCAAGUACUGCCGUUUCAACCAGGACCCACAAGCAGUGGAUGAAGGACGCUGUAAGGACCUUGACCGAGUACGAGUAUUUCACAGGCGUGCGGCCAUGCCUUACGGUGUUUAUAAAAACCACCAAGAAGACCCGAGUGAGGAGGCCACUGUGCUAGAGUAUGCAAACCUUGUGGGGCAGAAGUGCUCUGAGAGGAUGCUGCUGUUCAGACAGUGAAGAGCUGCACCACAGCCCAGCACUAGCCUGGGCACUCUUGUCACAGUCCUGCCGUGUCUCAGCUCCUGCAGCCACUCACCAAGUACAUUCUUAGAGCUUUUAAAAAGUAUUUUGUGGAGUUGUAUUUAUGAGAAUCUUGUGACUAAUAUAAAGAUUUUAAAAUACAUGAUGAUCUAGCCCCUUAAUUGGGACUUGUCCUUUUGAAGUUUCCUUCUGGAGCAAGGUGUGCUAAAUGUCUCCAGUAAAUACUUUAGGGAGAAAAGUGAAGAAGUGAAUCUAAGUAAUUUCCUCACGUUGCUGUUUUUGUCUUGGAAUUCUAACACAGAGACAGUUUGUUAGACCAGUGGUUCUCAACCUGUGAGUCUCAAACCCUACAGGGGUUGUAUAUUGGAUAUUUACAUUGUAAUUCAUAAUGGUAGCAAAAUUACAGUUAUAAAUAGCAAUGAAAUAAUUUUAUGGUUGGGGGUCACUACAACAUGAAGAACUGUAUUAAAGGUCGGCAGAAUUAGGAAGGUUGAGAACCAUUUACUUAGACCCACGCAAGAUGUUAGCUCAUGCUGGGAAAUUUAGGUGGGGCCAAAAGUGAAGAGCACUUCCAUCACUAGGAAAUAUGUCUUCCCCACAAACCAAAACUCUGUUAUCCUGUUCAAUAUUAAAUUCUGCCAGUGUUACAGUGUGUCAUUAAUAAACAACCUGAAAAGGAAAUGUAAACAUUGCAAAGAUCGGUAUUCACAUUGGAUGUAUGUCCAGGAUGGUCCUGCUAUGUCUGUUGUGUUGGCAUAAUAGUUUCCCUGUUGCUAGUGUUCCCUUGUGCACCAGAGGAUGAUAAAAUAUACAAUGACCUUAGUGGUGUUUGUGCUAUUUCUACAAUUCUAAGAAACAACAUUUUAAAGAAACAUAGUAACUCCUGCUUGAUCUGAGGCUUAUCCAAAGAAAAUAGGUACCUACUUUGCAUUCCCUGGAACUCAGGACACUUUUCUGUGGUUAGUGAUAGCAGGGGUUAGUCCUGUAGCUAUGCUGGUGGGGCCUAUGGCUUGUGUGUCAGAGAAUAGGCACUGCCAUGGUACUUGAACCUGGAGGCUAGCCACUUUCACUCUUGUGCGGUUGGGCCUUUUUGCCUGUUAGGUGGUGGGUAGCCGGCUGGUUAAAGAGACACAUCAGACAUGGUGCAUCAGACAUGGUGAGGGGAGGCUCCCUGGAGUGUGUUGGAAGCUGGAGGAACAUAUUAGCUCUUUGUUUGUACUUAUCUGUAGCUGGUCCCUUCUGCUGCUACUUGCUUGGCUACCUAGUCUUUUUAGCCCCAUUUUUCUUUCUUUUAUUGAUUUUCUUAAAGCCAUAUUGUAACACUUGUAGUUUGAAUCCCAAUACUCAUUUUAAACUUUUACCCCAAAUACACUGAACUUAAGUAAAACAUUAAAUAGUAGUCUUUAGCUAGUUAGAAUAAAGGGAUGAUAAAAGAUUUAAAAAUUUCAUCAUCCAUGUAAACUCUUUAUAACGUGUGUGUGUGUGUGUGUGUGUGUGUGUGUGUGUGUGUGUGGUGGUGGUGGUGAACUGUGGUAUGACAUGUUUUUUGCUAUCAGGGAUAGCGUCAGAAGAAAGCCAUUCUCUGAUUGCCAAGAUCUUACAUUCUUCUGGAUUUGUGACCUAUGAAAUAGUCUCCUGAGGACGUCUAAGAGAGCCAACUUGGAACUGUCCUACAGUGAGGGUAGUGUUACUUUAUUUCUUUUUAUAACAAUUAUUCCAUAAUAAGCAACUAAAAUGCUAAAAAUUAAAAGGCAUCUGAAAUCCUACCAAGCUAGUAAACCCACACAGCACUAGUUUGCCCCAAAUAAACUUACUCCUUGCUGUUCAGUUGCCCUCAAUGGCAACUUGUGAAUAUAUAUGAGAUUGAAGAUUGUAGAAAAUGUGAUAGGUAGUCUCAGUAUUAUUAAGUAGAGUGGGUCAGUAUAUAUGCCCUUGGCACUGGGUAGCCAGGCACACUGCAUCCAUCCAUGGUACUGAAAGGUGGGAAGAGAAUUUCAGCCCAAUAUCUUACCGCAGCUCUGAGUUCCUCCUGAAGAGUUUAGAGGGAAGUAGCUCAUUGUCCCUGUUUCUACACUGAUGAGCCACCCCAGGGUGGCCCCAGUGACACUUCAGAGCAACUGGGGCAUGAAAAUUCUUCAGCUCAGUUGCUAUGUUCUCCCCCCCACACACACACACACAUACUCCAACUUUUUUUUUUUUUUUAAUAGUAUGAAUCUUAGGAGUCUGUAUGUUGUCAAAGAUGUAUACUUGGGUGGGGCUGAGGAGAUAGCUCAGUUCAGUGUUUGCCUGGCAAAGCUUAAGGACCUGAGUUCAGGUCUGUAGAACUCAUGUAAAAAUUCUGUGUCUGGUAGUGUGUGUGUGCUUAAAAUCCCAGCACUGGGGCAUCAGAGGAGCAUCCCUCAGGGCCACCAGCCUACUGAGCAAGCAUCAAGCCACUGAGAGACCCCAUCUAAAAGGAGGUAAACUGCAUUCCUGAGGAUGACAGCCAGUGUCCACACAUGAGUUUAAAAGGAUUCGUGCUUAUGUUUUGAGCUCUUGAGUGUGCGGUACAGCUGGUAUAGGGCAGUCAAGGCAGGUAUCCUAACUUUGCGUUGUGCAAAAGUCUGUCUGAGAUACUAGAGUCUGUGUCAUUGGCUUUCAUCUAAAUAAAGACACAUGGAGCUUUUUCGGAGACUUUUCUAUCUUCUCCAGGCAAGAAGCUAUGCAUGUUCCAUCUCCUUGCUUUAGUCCCCUUCUGAGUUCAGGUAGUCACCCCUCCCUCCAUGCCUGACAGCACAGACAUUAUUUUGAUUCUCAGUGUACUGUCUUUAUUUAAAUUAUUUUCAGUUCUCUGAGACUUUUGUUAUUUUUAUUACAGAUAAUCUGAGCACUUUUAUAUUCUAAGAUAGAGGCUAUAUUAUCAGAUGAAUAUAUUCACUCAAUUGAAAUUAUUUAGAUAAAAGAAAUUAUUGUUUAUGUUUUCUUUCAAGCAGUCUAUCCUAUUUUUAUCCAUUUACAAAUGCCAGUUUUGUGUGGUUUCUCAGCAUAUCAAAAUUAUUAUGUAAAAGAACCUUUCCAGCUUUCUGAACAGCAGAUAGUUUGGUUUAUAAAUAUUGUAUUUCAGUACGAAUAAAGGUGAAAGAAUACGAUCACUUACCCGAAAUGAUUUUACUGUGGCUGACUUAGAAGGAAAUGAAGUGGGAACUUGAAAUGUUUGAAUUACAAGUUAUUCAAAUGUGUGUUUCUUUCCUAAGGAAACCAAUGACUAUAAGACAAAGUAAGUGUGAUUGCAUUCAAUAUUUUUGCUCUUCUAAAAAAGCCCAAAAUGAAAAAAAUAAAGCUGUUUCUAUCUGCA
Molecule: messenger RNA, 5324 nt
Organism: Peromyscus leucopus (white-footed mouse)
Lineage: Eukaryota; Metazoa; Chordata; Mammalia; Rodentia; Cricetidae
Gene: Ate1
Product: arginyltransferase 1
Exons: 13
Coding region: 296-1966 (556 amino acids)
Biological process (GO): protein arginylation
Cellular component (GO): cytoplasm
Molecular function (GO): arginyl-tRNA--protein transferase activity
Source: RefSeq, a predicted model, not a curated record